CCGGUUCGUUGCAUAAUAAUUAAAAAAAAUAAAAUCCAGUCAGGUAAAGCGAUUGAGCUCGUCGAAUCUCAGAGCCUCUCUUCCAUGGUGGGAUUUCAGAGCGUCGUAGAUAGUGAUGGGGUUGAUUGGAGGCGACGACGAUGACGAAACUGCAUCUGAAUUAGGGCGACGACGACAACGAACCUGCAUCAAGGGGCAAUUGCGACGGCGACGCUGUGAGAAGAAGGAGAUUGGGGGUUUCAAAUUUCCUCUUCCGCGAUUGUGGACUAUGCUCUUCCGCGGUGGGUCUCUUUGACGAUAUUGAAGUGGUUGAGCAUCGGCGACGGGAACUGUGAGAUUGGGUUUCACGGCGGGUCUCUUCUGGUUGUGCUCUUUCGCGGUGGGUCUCUUCGUCAAUAGUGAAGGGGUUGAUUAGCGAGUCACCAGAUGGAAGAAUUGGAACAAGAUUCAGAGCUGCUUGAUUGAGGGCAAUGAUGGCGGGUUCUGUUCUGUUCUGUAUUUUCCCCUCUUCCGUUCUGUUCUGUACUGGGGUUUCCAGUUUUAGCCCUUCUCCACUCGCCAUGGGCGAUGAUGGCGGGUUCAUACAAAACCUAGCUUGCUUCUUCUAUUGCCUUCUUGCUAGCUCGUAUUAUUAUUUUCCAUUGCGUUUCGAUUCUCCUGUUUGCUUCAUCCGCUUUUGCAUUCACUGUAAUCCAAAUGCACAACCGAUAUUGCCGCCGGAUUACUCAACCAGGCAGUUCAAAACAACAUCCACCAAACCCCUCCUCUCAAUUCCGCCGCAAAAAGUCCCUGUAAUUUCUUCCAUCGAAUUGCCGACAAACUAGCUCCGAGGUCUGGUUUUCUCUCCCCGCCAGGUGUUAUUCUGCCGCCUUGGCCUUGGAAGCCCGGCUGAUAUCCAGCUACCACUCGUCUUCCUCUGUCACUGAGUUCUAGGGUUUCUCUUUUCCUUUCCAUGAAACCAAGUUCCUUCAUUUCGUUGCUGAAUUCUGAUUCCGUUCUUGUAAUUUUACUGUGAUGGAUCAGAUGCAGAAGCAUUUGCCUAACAAGAUUGAAGAUGAGCAGCGCUCUGCUAAUUGUCCGCUUCAACCUGCCGCAGACCUCCAUCUGGAGGUGCAAGACGUUGAUCUCCAUUCCAACUCUACUGUAGAAGUAAAGGAAGAAGCAAAGCCGGCAUUUUGCUCUGCGCCCUCUGUUGCCGCUUCUCAACCUAGCUGUGUGGUGGUGGUAGUUAAUGAGGAGGAUGAGUCGCCUUUGCCCUCUGCUCCGGAGCCUCCCACGAAGCCCUCUCUCUCUAGGGAUCCAAGUUCUCAUGAACAGUGCAGAGUGUGUCAGCAAGAGAAGGAAGAAGUUCUCAUUGAUUUGGGGUGCAAAUGUAAAGGGGGGCUUGCUAAAUCCCACCGUUCAUGCAUCGAUGCUUGGUUCCGGACGAGGGGAUCAAAUAAGUGCGAGAUAUGCCAAGAUAUUGCAGUCAAUGUGCCCCCUCCAGAAUCUCAACCAAGUGUAGGUAUUCGAUGCCCCCUGCAAUUGAUAAAGCCUCAGACAAACUACUGGGUGUGGAGACUUGAUCCAAGUUACAGACCUCGAGACAGGGAAAGGGGUUGUUUUAGUCCUCUUUGGGUGGCAUUCUCGAUUCUUAUCGGUGGCCUCAUGUUGGAUGUGCUGAUCUCCUUCACUCUUGGAGUUUCUGCUCUACCUGUCAACGUAAUAAUUGGAGUGAUUGUUCUGCUUGGACUUGGAACAGCACUUCGGUUGGCUCUGGAAUUCUGCCAUGAAUGGAGUUUCAGGAGAGCAGUUCACAGGGUUGAUGCGAAUGUGAACCUCGGGUAUCAUCCCACAUUAUAGAGCACUUAGGCCCCUGUACAGAGAAGAAACACAGAACCAGAUGGACCGGCUGUUACAUCCUGUCCAGUGUAUAUAACUAUAUAUAGUUAGGGGAAACUGGCGUGCAUGCUAUCUGUUGUUUAUGCUUUUAGCACCACCACUACUCAUUCCCGAAUCGAGUGUGGCUGCUGCAGUGAAAGGCGAUUGUGGUCAACUGUGGAACAAGCCCUUGUAAAUGAUGAAACAGCCAAGAUUGUGAAGCUGAUCUUCUUUUCGCUAGGACAUUGAUUAUUACUUUCAAUAAACGGCCAGUUAGCAUUCUUUGUUCUCAAUGUUCAUUAUAGAACUCGUUUUCAUAGCAGAUUUGGAAUUAGGAAUACAGCAGGGUUGCUCAUUUGUUCAAUGUUCUUUUCCCUCUGAUAAGUUAGUAGAAUGUUUUUGGUAAUGUACAUGCAAAACAACACUUUCACUGUGUGCUUGUUAGAAU
Linum tenue is the source of this 2308-nucleotide messenger RNA. The record is from the annotation of a GenBank genome assembly. Lineage: Eukaryota; Viridiplantae; Streptophyta; Magnoliopsida; Malpighiales; Linaceae.